AUGCCGAAAGGCAAUCCAUCGGAUAAUUUUCCACUGCAUUGUCUUGUGUGGCACAAUAAUUAUGACCAUUUAGAACGGGAACUCGUCAAAGAUAAGUUUCUUGAUGUAGAACUUGUGGAUCCUAGAGGAAGAACAGCUCUACAUUUAGCAGUGGCUCUGGGUCACUUGGAAAGUACGCGUGUACUACUCAGACACAAAGCUAUUGUGAAUGUGGAAAAUAAACAAGGAUGGACAGUUUUACAGGAAGCCAUUAGUACAGGUGAUCCUGAAUUGGUGCAGAUAGUCUUACAACACAGAGAUUACCAGAGGGCAUCAGCUAGAGUGGCUGGAAUACCAGAAUUAUUGGAAAAACUCAGAGCUGCUCCUGAUUUCUAUGUUGAGAUGAAGUGGGAAUUUACAAGUUGGGUGCCACUAGUGUCAAGAAUGUGCCCUAGUGAUGUGUAUAGAGUGUACAAAAGUGGUGCCAGUGUACGCGUAGAUACAACACUACUAGGAUUUGAUCAGAUGACUUGGCAGCGUGGAAGUCGAAGUUACAUCUUUAAAGGCGAAGAAGGUGAACACUUAGCAUCAUUUAUGGAAAUAGAUCAUGAUAGAUGUCAGGUAUAUGUGGAAAAACUUCAACUGCGUCCAGAUUUUGACCUUUCGUUAAUGACACCACGUGAGUCGACUGUUGUAUCCAGACUUACGUCUCCUGUAGUCACCACAUAUAUAGAUACAGAGAAGAUUGCAUUUUCCAGAAAUAAGAGUGGUAUCUGGGGAUGGAGAAGUGACAAAGUUGAAGCCAUCAAUGGGUAUGAUUGUAAAGUAUUUAGUGCCUCCAAUGUGGAGUUAGUCACAAAACAAAGACUGGAACAUCUCACAGAAGAAGACAAAGAGCGAAAUAAAGAUACUUUUAAAAACCACCAUCCAUUACAGUCAUUUUUAGGUUUAGCAGAACAGCAUCAAGCUGCUGCAGUAGCUAAUGUUUCCAAAAGUAGUGACCCCACCAAUCCUACUGCCAUUACCCCUGAAGAGUAUUUUGACCCCAAUUUUGAGCUUGGAGAACGUGAUAUUGGUAGACCAAAAGAAACCAGCACUAAAGUACAAAAAUUUAAAGCCACAUUAUGGCUGUGUGAGGACCAUCCACUGUCGCUACAGGAACAAGUAUUACCCAUAAUUGAUUUGAUGGCAAUUAGUAAUGUACAUUUCGCUAAACUAAGGGAUUUUAUUACGCUGCAGUUACCGGCAGGAUUUCCAGUUAAAAUAGAAAUUCCACUGUUCCAUAUUCUUAAUGCUCGUAUUACCUUUGGUAAUUUGAAUGCAACUCAAGAAAAUAUACCAGGUGUUUUAAGUCUCCAAGAAAAUGGUACCAGUGAAGCUGGUGAAGAGGCUGCAUUCAAACCAAUUACUUGUGUUGUUGAUGCAUCUUGUUUUGAGCCACCAGCCACAUACAGUUGCCUUGGCGACACAUACCGAGAACCCAUAAUGAGAGAUGAAGACGACGACUUGCUACAAUUUGCAAUACAACAAAGCCUUCUAGAUGCUGGCACUGAAAACGAUCAGGUAACAGUGUGGGAAGCUCUCAAUAACAGUAGACCAGGCUAUGGUGGUCAUCCAAGGUCAACACAAGAAGAACGUAUGUUACAAAGGGCUAUUCAAGAGAGUCUGAGAUUAUCUCAAGAACCAGAACCUUCCGAAUCAGAUAACCCGACAAGAUGUUUAACCCAUCAACCACUGCCGCCCACUUCAUUACCACCACCACUAGGAGCAGGUAGUGAUAAUGAACUUGAUCACCAACUUAAGCUAGCUUUAGAACUAUCGGAGAAAGAACUGAAAGCAGAUGAAGUAAGAAGGAAACAAGAACAGGAAGAGCUAGAGAUGAUACUACAGUUAUCUUUGACCGAAAAAUAGUGCAAUGUUGGCGGUUAUAAAUCUUGUCAUUCCCUAACUGGACAUAUGCCUGUGACAUACUAAUCAUGUCUGACACAUUGAUCUCAUUCGACAUGUGUCACAGUUUGAUGCAUUGACUGCAGAUUCCAUAUUGACAUGUGUCAUUCAAUGUCAGUUUCACAAGCUGAUUUAAUUUGACGUAUUAAUAUGUCACAUUAUAACACACAUCAGUUCAUCUGAAAUAAUAAUUUAUAAAUAACUUAAUGUUAUGCAUUGGACAACAAACUACUUAAUUCUAAUCUAUGGAUAUUGAACGAAUACACUGUAAUCAACAUUUAGUGUGACUUUUGCUAUAUUCUCAUAAUCUACGUUGUAUUUGGUGUAGCGCUCAACUGGACUGAAUUGCAUUAACAACAUAAUACAUACUUUUUAUUUAUUAAAUUUUGCCAACACAUUUCUUCCUAAUAUAUUUGGAACAAAUUUCCAGCAAAUAUAAUUUACAUAACAAAGCUGUCACUCUCACUUCCUUUUAUUUUUAAUUCCCACUUCCAAUAAAAUUUAGUAUAAAGCCAGUGGUGUAGUCCUCCAUUAUCAACCUGCAGCCACUUUCUAAUAUAACCUAUAAAGUUAUUCUUUUAUGUGAUUCCCAGACUUUUUUGUCAUCGUGAUACUUUAGAAUUAUUCAAUUUUACAUUGUUAAAUACUUAUUAUCAUAUAAUAUUUCUAAUACUUUUUAUUAUAAUUUACUUGUUAUUGAUUUGAAUUCUGUAAACUUUUUUCACUUGUAGAAAAGGUUAGUUAGUGA
This is a messenger RNA of Saccoglossus kowalevskii, 2674 nucleotides long. Its product is annotated as ankyrin repeat domain-containing protein 13D-like. Gene Ontology annotation, cellular component: cytoplasm. The record is from RefSeq and is a predicted model, not a curated record. Gene Ontology annotation, molecular function: protein binding. Lineage: Eukaryota; Metazoa; Hemichordata; Enteropneusta; Harrimaniidae.